AUGGAAGAGGGCAAAAACAUGGCCGACGAAAGACACCAGCUUUUCACUUGUGACUCUUGCCACGGUCCGUGUGCGUCAGUUUGCGCCGCUUUGAGCUUUACGCGCGGCCCCUCCACAGAUCCGCGGGAGUCCAGCGCUGGUCUGACCCGUGUCCAGCCUCCCUCCAGCCCGCCUCGGCUCUCCCCAUACCCCGCUAAGUGCUGCUCCUCUCCAGCUCCCCGUGGGACUCCCUCCCGCUCGUCUCAUAUGGAGAUGGAUGUGCUGGUGCUGGAUGUGCUGGUGCUGGAUGUGCUGGUGCUGGAUGUGCUGGUGCUACACUGCCCUCUACUGGCACAAACACACAACGCCACGUAUAGAGCAUAG
Messenger RNA from Knipowitschia caucasica, 363 nucleotides. Lineage: Eukaryota; Metazoa; Chordata; Actinopteri; Gobiiformes; Gobiidae. The record is from the annotation of a GenBank genome assembly.